AGGUGUCAGAUCUUCACCUGCAAGCCUCUUGGACACAUCAGGGACAGAGAACCUACGAGUCAUACCUGAAAGUAAAAGCUACUCAGGAUCUUCAUACUAAGGAAAUCUUAUUGUCUUCUGAUUAAUUUAAUCUAUUAUUUUCAUUUCAAGUCAAAGGAACUGACAGGGAUGGAUUACAGACUGAUCCUCAGUGUGCUGUUGGUGACUCUGUCUUGGAGAUUUAUGGGUACCUACGCUCAGAACAAUUCUACAGCUAAUUCAACAGUUACUGCAGUUCCAUCAGUAAGUGCAGUAAAUGCCAAUGCAUCCGGCAUACCUGCAACAAGCACACCAGUAGGAGCCAGCGCAAACACAGGAGCCCCAGGGGGAGCCAACGGAACCACAGGAGCCCCAGUAGGAGCCAGCACAAACACAGGAGCCCCAGGGGGAGCCAACGGAACCACAGGAACCCCAGGGGGAGCCAACAGAACCACAGGAGCCCCAGGGGGAGCCAACGGAACCACAGGAGCCCCAGGGGGAGCCAACAGAACCACAGGAGCCCCAGGGGGAGCCAACGGAACCACAGGAGCCCCAGGGGGAGCCAACGGAACCACAGGAGCCCCAGGGGGAGCCAACGGAACCACAGGAGCCCCAGGAGCCACCAACGGAACCACAGGAGCCCCAGGAGCCACCAACGGAACCACAGGAGCUAGUAACAUUACAACUACAGGAACAGCGAUUACAUCUACAAUUCCAGUCGCAGCUCUUACGGCCACUAUUACAACGACAGAUUGUGGUUCCAAAAAGCUUUGUGUCGCCGAACCCAAGACUUGUGACCCGUCUACAGGAAGCCAAUGUUAUUAUAUUUCUGCUAAGCAGCAGAGUGGUCAGUUGUACGACUUUGAGCUUUCAGGACAGUCAGAUGGGUACAUUGCUGCAGGUCUGUCAACUUCCUCUAGUCAGGCUGACAACCAUCAAGCCUACAUUUGUGCGAAUAGCAACAGUGUUGUGAGGUUCUUCACUGGCACCCUCACCAACUCCAUGGUGAAUUUGACAUCGCUGGAUGCAAGCAACGUGAAGGGUAAAGUCAGUUCAGGCAAAAUCCAGUGUACAUUUUCAGCUACACUGCCAAACACCACCACACGAGCAGCAGGUUACUCACUGUCUGUUUCAUCUGGAAGUUACAAUCCUACUACUGGAGCAUUUGGCUCACCAAACUUCAGGAUUCAGACUCCUGUUGUAAACCUGUCAGAUCCCAACGCCACCAUCUCCAAUCUGGUUAAUGGCACCAACUCUACUAGUGGUGCUUUUCCAGGUGUACACCAGCAGUCACUAUUGAUGCCAACUCUGCUGCUCAUCGUGACAACCCUGGCGUUCACCACCCAGUAAAUAACCUGACCUCCUCACUGGAACGUCCCAGCAGUUGCUGGAUGUAAAAGUUCAGGCUCUGGUACUCAACAUGGAAUAUUCUAGACACCAUCAUCCCAAACUGGUCAUCCUCAUUCUUUGUGCUUCAGCUUUUUCACAGAUUGCACAGCUGUUUAAGAUCACUAAAGCUAAUUGAACAUUUCACUACAGAACUGCUGGAUUUCUGUUCUGUGAGGAUAAAACUAGGCUAAAUUUUAAAUUGAGCCAAAAAGAAAAGUGUUCAUUACUAUUGGUAAAGUUACAAAACAACCACAGAUUAUUUACUUUAGGUUUAAAGGUCUGGUUACCUUUUAGGCUCAUGACUUGUUUAAAUCUGCAGGUCUAUUUUGUCACUAUUUACCACAGUUGAAAGCUAAAUUUUUGAAAUAUGUGUACUUUGUGGCUUAUUUACAAGUUUUCAAGUGAAAAAGUGUCUUUUACCAUCAAUAAUAUUGCCAAAGAUGCUUUUUUUUCCGUUGAUUUUCUUAUAAUAUGAAGCUUUCCCUGGCUGAUUUGUUGAAUAUUUUAUGAAGGUUUGGGGACAAAUGUGAGAUUUAUGAAGAAUGCUGCACACCUAAUACUUGUUACUUCAUUUUGCACAUAUUAAAAAUGAAUAUUAUAAGAAAUGUUUUUUUAACAAUUUAUACGAACCUGUUUUCUUUGACAUUUAAAUAAAGAAAGUUUGACCAAAAAAUGCUUAGUU
Molecule: messenger RNA, 2089 nt
Organism: Nothobranchius furzeri (turquoise killifish)
Lineage: Eukaryota; Metazoa; Chordata; Actinopteri; Cyprinodontiformes; Nothobranchiidae
Product: apomucin
Biological process (GO): regulation of glutamate receptor signaling pathway; regulation of postsynaptic membrane neurotransmitter receptor levels
Source: RefSeq, a predicted model, not a curated record